AGGCGACCGCUCGGAUUAUAAUUAUUACAUUUCUAACAGAAAAUCAUAUGAAUCGCCUUUAAAUACGAAACGACUCGAGACGAGACACAAACCCCCCAUUAUUUUCAGUGAGGGUCGGUCUGACUGAGCUCCUCUGCAUUAGGUGGCGGAAUGCGCUCGCAGAAUGUGGCGUAUAAUAAAGAAGGACAAUCUUCCCCAGCUUCGGAUCAAAUGUAGCGCUAGCACCUUAGCAAACAACCCCAGGAUAGUAUUUGGUUUCUAUGGUGCUUUUCAAAACUGUUAAUCGCUUAACGCUGGAUAGGCGAGCGAGAAUCGUAGAAUCAAAGAGGUCGUGCGCGCAUGAAAUGCGAUGAGCGCGAGAAUUAGCAUCUGCUGUGAACGCGAGCUUCAGAGCUAACGUAACGGCUGCUGCUGCUGAUAACGGGCAGCCGACCAGGAAUUGCCGCUUUUAUUGUCGGGUUUGUUACUCUCGUGUCAAGAACAGCGUAGCGCAGUUAGCAAAUAGUGGCUGGAGGAACAGUAACGUAAACCAGGGCUAGUCUGCGCUACUUUUGCCUGUGAAAUGCGUGCGUAAGAUGUUAGCCGAGCACGUAUAGCCUCAGAAACUCGCGUCUUUAUUGCUUUCCUACGGUCUUGUGGAGUUUGACAGUGUGUUGCAUUAAAUGCCAGUUACGCAUUCAUCAAGGAAAGGCGCUGUUCCAAAGUUCAUCGGACAGCAUGGAAAUUGUACAUAAGAAGGCAUCUUAGCGCGUAGACCUCGUCCCACGCCAAGAUUUAGGUAAGAUCGCACCUGUACGAGCCUGUUGACGCCAGAGAGUGAAGAGCAGUGAGUGCCACAGUCAGCGUCAUGUCUGAGGACACCAGCGUGGACAGAUUCAUAAAGGAGACAUCCAUCCUGGAAGAGUAUAACAUCAAUUGGACACAGAAGCUGGGAGCUGGGAUCAGUGGUCCUGUGAGGGUAUGUGUGAAGAAGUCGACACAAGAACGGUUUGCCCUGAAAAUCUUGAUUGACAGACCCAAAGCCCGCAAUGAGGUUAGGCUUCAUAUGAUGUGUGCAUCUCACCCCAACAUUGUGAAAAUAAUGGAGGUGUAUGCCAACAGUGUACAGUUUCCCCAUGAAUCCAGUCCAAGGGCAAGGUUACUGAUUGUGAUGGAAAUGAUGGAAGGUGGCGAGUUGUUCCACAGAAUCAGCCAGCACAAGCACUUUACAGAGAAGAUGGCCAGCCAGGUCACUAAACAGAUAAGCCUUGCAUUACAACACUGUCAUUCAUUAAAUAUUGCACAUCGAGACCUGAAACCAGAAAACCUGCUCUUCAAGGACAAUUCACUGGUGCUGGAGGCACAGAGACGCCACCAGAAAGAAAAGUCUGGAAUUAUACCUACCUCACCCACACCUUACACAUACAACAAGAGCUGUGACCUAUGGUCCUUAGGGGUGAUCGUCUAUGUAAUGCUCUGCGGAUAUCCUCCAUUUUACUCCAAACACCACAGCCGUACCAUCCCAAAAGAUAUGCGCAAAAAAAUCAUGACUGGCAGCUUUGACUUCCCAGAGGAGGAGUGGAGUCAAAUAUCUGAAAUGGCCAAGGACAUUGUCCGCAAGUUACUUAAAGUGAAGCCCGAGGAGAGACUAACCAUAGAGGGAGUGUUAGCCCAUCCCUGGCUCAACUGCACUGAAGCGCUGGACAAUGUGCUUCCGUCUGCUCAAAUGAUGAUGGACAAGGCAGUUGUGGCUGGAAUCCAACAGGCCCAUGCUGAACAACUGGCCAACAUGAGGAUACAGGACCUGAAUCUCAGUCUAAAGCCGCUCAACUCGGUCAACAACCCCAUUUUGAGAAAGAGAAAGCUACUUGGCACCAAACCUAGCGAUGAACUUUUCAUCAAUGAUCCUGAGAAUGAGACAGAGGACACCAACGUGGCUCUGGAAAAACUACGAGAUGUAAUCGCACAGUGCAUCUUACCACAGGCUGGUGACAAUGAGGAUGAGAAGCUAAAUGAAGUUAUGCAUGAAGCGUGGCGAUUCAAUCGAGAUUGCAAACUACUCCGAGAUGGAUUGCAAGGGUUAAGUUGGGAUGGUAGAUCAUUUUCAGACAGAGUAGACCGCUUAAAGCUGGCUGAAAUUGUCAAACAGGCCAUUGAAGAAAAGACGAAUUUACAGGACUCCCAAUAGCAAGUGCUGACAUUUUAAUCCCUUUUGUACUGUUAAUUAUAAUUGUCAUUAGGCAUAUGAUUGCAAAACAUGUUUUUGUAUAAAAUUGCUGACCUUUUUCCAUGGUCAUACUGUAGUCUGUUGUAAAUCUCUAGCUGAAACCAAGUUGUUGGUAAGAUUUGUUUUCACUACAGACUGCAGUAAAGAAAUGUGUUUUAAAGAAAUUGCAAUGUUUUUAUUUCUGAUUUUCAUAAUGAAAAAUAGGGGGAAAAUAUCUAUAUUAGAUAACAUUUUAUAAUUCACCUUAGUUCAGUUCAUUUAAUUGAAUCAAAACAUGUCACUACUUAAAAAGAAGAAAAUAAGAUAGUUACGCAUUAAAAAAUAUGGGACACUAAAAUGAUGUACAGUAAUGCACAGAUUGGAAUGCAAAGUUUCAUAAAGAUGAAUAAGUUGAUUUGUUCAAAAUUUUUACCUUUUGACUGUUAGGUGGCACUGCUAGCAAACUUAUGUUGUAUUAUCAGAGGAUGCUUACAGUGGC
Molecule: messenger RNA, 2684 nt
Organism: Sinocyclocheilus grahami
Lineage: Eukaryota; Metazoa; Chordata; Actinopteri; Cypriniformes; Cyprinidae
Gene: mapkapk5
Product: MAPK activated protein kinase 5
Exons: 13
Coding region: 848-2167 (439 amino acids)
Biological process (GO): protein phosphorylation
Molecular function (GO): ATP binding; protein kinase activity
Source: RefSeq, a predicted model, not a curated record